GGGUCGGACUGCAGCUGCGUUCUCAUUGGCUGGACUGGUUGAAGAGGUGUAUCUUGCACAGGAGGGAUGGAGGGAUCAGUCUCAUGCUGAGGGUGGAGAGCUCACAACACUGGAGCUGCUGGAAAACUGUGCCUUUACAAAAUCAAUAAACAGCAGCAGGCGUUCAACUGCGUCAGUCCCUGAUCAGAGACCCUGAGUUGAGCUUCACACGCUGUGCAGCGACACUCACAGUCCAUCAUGAAGUCUCAGCACAAAUGCAUUGUGAUCUUUGCGCUGGUGUGCUGCUGUGCUGUCCUGAUAGCAUUAAUAUUCUCUGCUGUAGAUGUGUGGGGCGAUGAUGAGGACGGCAUCACUGAAGACUCGUGUAGCCGCACCUGCCGUUUUGUGCUUGUGGAGAACAUUCCAGAAGAUCUGUCUAUUCCAUACAAGGACACAGUUCCACUGACCGCUGGUCUUCACGAGCUGCUGGAUCGAGCGCGUCGAUCCGUUGAGAUUGUGUCACCAUGGUGGGCACUGAACUCCACCAAGUCUGAAUCAGAACUUCCUCAGGCCAAACAGGGUCAGAUCUUAUUCCGUCAGCUGAUGAGUUUGCGGUCUCGGUCGGUCAGUUUGAGAGUGGCCAGUGGACUGACUGAUUCCCCAGAACUCAAGGCACUCGCUCAGAGAGGUGCAGACGUGCGUUACCUGAACAUGACAGCCCUCACUAGAGGCCAGCUGAACUCCUCCUUCUGGGUGGUGGACAGGCAGCACGUGUACGUGGGAAGUGCCAUCAUGGACUGGAGGUCACUCUCUACGAUGAAGGAGUUUGGCAUCAUCAUUCAUGACUGCAGCUGUCUGGCGUUGGACCUGCACCGGAUAUUCAGCCUGUACUGUCAACUGCAACACAAAGACUUUCUGCCCUCAAUAUGGUCCAAGAGACUGUACGCACUGAAUAACAGAGACAAGAACCUGCUGCUGUCUCUGAACGACUCUAAAGCAGAAGCGUACAUUUCUAGUUCUCCAGAUGAUUUCUGCCCAAAACACCGAACGAAAGACACCGAGGCCAUUAAAAGAGUCAUUCAGGAGGCCGAGACAUUUAUCUACAUCUCCAUAACCGACUAUUUACCAAUGAUGAACCGCAGCCAACCCAAGUACUGGUCACUCAUUGACAACAUGCUCCGAGAAGCCUUGAUCCUGAGCAGAAACCUCAGGGUUCGUCUGUUAGUAAGCUGCGGGGAGCAGACUGAGCCGCUGACGCUGAACUUCCUCUGGUCUCUGAAAGCGCUGUGUGUAGAGUCGCUCAACUGCUCCGUGGAGGUGAAGUUCUUCAUUCCCCGGGAGCAGAGCGAUGGACGUCUCUACAGAAUCAACCACAGCAGAUUCGUGGUGACAGACAGCUCUGUGUAUUUAGGGAAUUCAAACUGGGUGGGCAACGAGUUUGUCUUCAACGCGGGUGUUGGUGUGGUGAUCAGACAGCGUCCGCAGGAGAACAACACCGCCUCUGUAGUUGAACGGAUGAAAGCUGUCUUCGAAAGAGACUGGCAUUCCCAUUACACUAAAACUCUAGAUCCGAACAACAUCCCAGCAUGCAGCAUGCAUACAGUCAAAGAAAACAUCCGUGUUUGAAAAUGACAUGCACAAUCUAUACUUUUCAAUGCAUAUUUGUUGGCUGUUUCUUUUCCUUUGUACCAUGCACUUUGAGUUCAACAAAGCAAGGCAUUUCAUGCCAUCAGAACAGUUUUUGUAAGGUAAUAUCUAUUCCACUGUACUGUUUGGCCAUUUUUUCCACCUCGUAUGAAGAUGCAUUUUAGCGAUGCGAUCACAAGUGUCCUGAUCAGACUCACAGCUGCUAUCUGUCCUUCUCAUUGGCCUCUUUCCUCUGUCACUUGGAAGACACGUGACGUGGGUUUGUCCGUUAGAUCGUAUUUAAUCAUCUUAAUACCAGGUGGAAACAGGGCCUUUGUGUUGAGAUGUUUGUCUCUGAGUGAGUGUUUUACUCUGAAAACUGUUUCUACCUUUAACUAUUAAAAAUGUUUUAUCAAUUUGACUAUCACUUUGUAGCUUAAAAAUCUACUAUGCAUUAUCAAGCAGUGUAUUUAAAAUUAUUACAUUUUUAAAGGCAGGUUUACAAAAUCUUUCUACAGAUUUUCUUAUCCCAUCUUGUUUUUUAGCUGAUUCAGAGUUUAUGCAAGAUCAAUUUAAAGUCAGAUAUUAUCAAAGCUUUAUCAUGUUGAUUUCAUGCAUGUUGAAACAUAUGCUGGUAAAUUAGCAGUUGAUUUAUUUGCACUUUGUAUUUUAAGAACAUCAUGAAUGUACUUCAGUGAACAUGUAUUUUCUUUUAUAU
Molecule: messenger RNA, 2323 nt
Organism: Megalobrama amblycephala (Wuchang bream)
Lineage: Eukaryota; Metazoa; Chordata; Actinopteri; Cypriniformes; Xenocyprididae
Product: inactive phospholipase D5
Molecular function (GO): catalytic activity
Source: RefSeq, a predicted model, not a curated record